Musa acuminata subsp. malaccensis (wild Malaysian banana) is the source of this 1561-nucleotide messenger RNA. Its product is annotated as WUSCHEL-related homeobox 8. Lineage: Eukaryota; Viridiplantae; Streptophyta; Magnoliopsida; Zingiberales; Musaceae. Gene Ontology annotation, molecular function: DNA-binding transcription factor activity; DNA binding. The record is from RefSeq and is a predicted model, not a curated record.
CUAACAAUGGUAGGCUUUUGACUCCAACGUAGGCAUAGUGUGGAGACAGCGAGUGUGACUCCUCUUCCCAUCAUUCGGUGUCACCACUCCUACUUUCUUGCUCUCCUUCCCCCUCCCUUCCUCUGUUCUCCUUUUGCUUUCCAUCUGUGCCCGCAGUUGGCUCGCAGUGACCCGCGGUGGAGAGGCGUCGGUGAUCAAGGAAAGCGCGUGCGAAUCUUCGCGAGGCCUCGUGGAGCUCUUUCCAUUUUUCUCCUGUCCUGGUCUUCCUCCGCCUCCCCCGCCGCCGAUUCUUACCCUCUUUUGCGCGAGUAACCGUAGAAGAUGGGCGGGUGAGCACCGGAACCAGGAAAGAUGGGGUCUUGACGUGCAAGAGGUGAGGAGCGGCGGGAGGGAUCCGAUGGAGAGGGGGAGUGAUCGGAGAGAGGUGGUAUUUUGAUGGAGGAGGCGCGAAGAAUGGAGUGGGAGAGGGGCCCUGGUGGUGGUGGUGGCGGCGUGAGGAACGACGAGGAAGGGGAGGGGAGGAGUGGGAGCGGAGGAGGAGGAGACGGUGCGGGAGGGGAAGGGGUUCUCUACGUGAAGGUGAUGACGGACGAGCAGAUGGAGGUCCUCCGUCGUCAGAUCGCUGUGUACGCCACCAUCUGCGAGCAGCUCGUCGAGAUGCACAAGGCCAUCACCGCCCACCACGACUCCCUCGCAGGAAUGAGGCUGGGAGGCCUCUACAAUGAUUCCCUGAUGGCAUCUGGUGGUCACAAAAUCACUGCUAGGCAGCGAUGGACUCCAACAAGCAUGCAGCUACAGAUUCUGGAGACCAUGUUUAAUCAAGGCAAUGGGACUCCAAGCAAGCAGAAUAUAAAGCAGAUAACAACUGAGCUAUCACAACAUGGUCAGAUCUCUGAGUCUAAUGUCUACAACUGGUUCCAGAAUAGAAGGGCACGAUCAAAACGCAAGAAGAUGGCUGCAUUACCGAGUAAUACCGAAUCUGAAGCCGAGGCAGAUGAGGAAUCCCCAGAUGAGAAGAAACCCAGGCCCGAUGAGUUCCAUCACGAAAACCUGCCUGUCAGCAUCAGUAAUCAUCCCAUUUACGAUGAACAAAUGAAUGCAGAAGUCCAUUUGUUAGCAUCUGAGAUAAAUCAAGCACAAGGCAGAUGCCGGUUGAAUGAGAGUUUGAAGUCUUCUGGCGGUUUGGACCAUAUGUCCUAUGAAAGUGUUCUAUCUACUCCAAGAUUAGACCACCUGAUGGAUAAGUUUGAUAUGCCGACGAGCUUUAGCCCUUUCCACUCUGGAGAGAGGUAUGAUGUCAUGGGUUGACAUCGUGUUCGAGUCAAAACUGAUCAUGACUCGAUAAUGACCGAUAAGUUACAUUUAGGGAACUGCAGAGGUAUAUUCGAGGAAUUGUGAUAUACUGCUCCAACUGAGAAGGUGCUUUCUGGAAAUCAUGUAUGUUAUUAGGAUCUACUAGAUGACUCUUUAUCAAACUUUAAAUCAGUUUUUGGUUCCUUCUUACAUCGAACAUUAGCAAUAAAAAUAUAGUGCACGUGCUUUUCGUCAUGUUCAAUCGUCA